GGUUUUUCAGUUUGGGAUUCCCAGAUAUUCCCAGCGUAGCCAGCCUGUGCCUUUCUCGUGCUCAUGGUGUGCAGCACGGUGCCAAGCUGUUGGUUCAUGCUCGGGGGUGCGAUGCUGGGACUCACUGGCGUCGUGCUAGUGGCAAUCGGUGGCAUGAAUGUUGGCGGCACGAGUUUGAACCUGUCUACUGCCAUGGACGGCACCAUGUCGGGCAGCUUGCCAGUUGUUUCCAGCAACUGCCAGUACUACAUGUUGGUGGUUGACAAGGGCGCCCCCUGCACAGCCAUUACGCAGUCUGUCAGUGUUGGAGCUUUGGACUCCUCCAAUUGCGGAUCCACUGAGAUUCCGGAAGGCGGUGACGAAAAAGACUGGGCCAUCGGCGAGUCCCUGAUGAAGCUUCAAGACACGAAGAUUGCCGCCGUCGUUACCUUUUCUUCGAGCGACAGUGGCACUGCACAGUACAGCAGCAAUGUCCCCACAUGGUCUAUGGAUGUGUGCGGCGUCAGCAACCAAGUGGCAGAUGCUGUCACGCAAGGCGUCGUUAUGCUUGUGGCUGGCGUCCUGGUGCUGCUCGUGGGCGUGGUUACAUUUUGCUGCGGAGCAAAAUCGCAGUCAUGGUACGUACAUCCUGGUGUGGCCUGGACAUAACCUAAGACUCAAUCUAAUUCAAUGCUUUUUGUGGCGUGCCUGCUCCUUUAAGGAAACCAGGUUGCUGCUGGAAAUGCCGGC
Messenger RNA from Effrenium voratum, 729 nucleotides. Lineage: Eukaryota; Dinophyceae; Suessiales; Symbiodiniaceae. The record is from the annotation of a GenBank genome assembly.